CGCUGGGGCAAGUCCAACAUGGUGCUCGUCCGCUGCGCGCUGUUUCUGUUCCUCUGCAACCCGGUGUGCGCAGUGUUCCAGAAACUCUACUGCGCCAUUUCAGAAAGCUGCGACUGCGACUUCAGACCGCGAAUCAGAGACUUGGAGUGGGACCUCUACAAGAAUGUCUACGGACAGCACCUGGCCCAGGACAUCGUCUCGGAGGCGGUGGCCAGUUUCCUCCAGAAUAAAAGCCCAGACCGCCCCCUGGUGCUGUCCUUCCACGGCUCCUCUGGGACGGGCAAGACUCUGGUCAGCUCCAUGCUGGGAACUCAUCUGUACGGCUCAGCUAUGAGCAGCCCAUUCGUCCACCAGUUUGUUCCCACGCUGCACUUCCCAAUGCCUCAGCGGGUCAAUGAGUACAGGGAGGAGUUGAAGCUCUGGGUCCAGGGGAACCUGACGGAGUGCGGGCGCUCCAUCUUCCUUUUCGACGAGAUGGAGAAGAUGCCUCCAGGCCUCAUCGACGUCCUGGAGCCGUUCCUCGGUCCUUCUCACGUCGUGUUCCGCACCAAUUACCGCAAGGCCAUCUACAUCUUCAUCAGCACCACAGGAGAGGAGGUGAUAAACAAAGUGAGUGUGGAGAACCGAGAGGCUGGUCGGGACCGAGAGGAGAUCAGGUUGUCCGACCUGCAGGACGCCAUCGCACAGUCGGUCUACAACGACACCUCAAGCGGCUUCUUCCACUCCAGCAUCAUCCAGCAGAAGCUCAUCACUCGCUUCGUCCCCUUCCUGCCGCUGAGCCGGCGCCACAUCGAGCGCUGCGCCCGCUCGCAGCUCUGCCAGCAGGGCCGGUGUGGCCGCAGUGACGUGGUGGAGGCAGUAGGGGGCGACAUGGUUUACACUCCGGCUCCGGGACAGUACUUCUCCACCACCGGCUGCAAGGCCGUCUCCGCCAAGAUCAACAUCUUCCUGUGAGCCGGGG
Messenger RNA from Limanda limanda (common dab), 961 nucleotides. RefSeq names its product torsin family 2, member A (gene tor2a). Gene Ontology annotation, cellular component: endoplasmic reticulum lumen; nuclear envelope. The coding region runs from base 19 to 954 and encodes 311 amino acids. Gene Ontology annotation, molecular function: ATP binding; ATP hydrolysis activity. The record is from RefSeq and is a predicted model, not a curated record. The transcript has 5 exons. NCBI's taxonomy places the organism in Eukaryota, Metazoa, Chordata, Actinopteri, Pleuronectiformes, Pleuronectidae.